CCGAAUGAUUUGAUUGCCAUCUGUGGCAUGGCUCUGCGACUGCCAGGAGCAAUUUCCACCCCGGAAGACUUCUGGCACUUUUUGCUGGACAAAGGCGAUGCUCGCUCUCGUGUCCCUGCCUCGCGGUACAACAUCGAUUCUUACUACGUUGGAGAGGCAAACCCAGGAACAGUACAAACGGAACACGGCUACUUUCUUGACGACGAAAAUGCCAAUGUCCGCGAUCUAGAUGCCUCGAUGUUUAGCAUACCACGCGCAGAGCUCAGGCGGGUUGAUCCACAUCAACGUAUGAUGCUCGAGGUGGCGAGGGAAUGCUUGGAGGAUGCCGGCGAAGUCGGCUGGGCUGGGAGCCGGAUCGGAUGCUAUAUGGGAAGCUUCGGCGAGGACUGGUGCGAGAUGUUCGCCAAGGACCCGCAGCAAUACGGCCUGCACCGGGUUGCUGGCUAUGGAGAUUACAUGUUGUCAAACCGAGUCUCCUAUGAGCUGGACCUCCAUGGUCCAAGUAUGACAAUACGAACCGGCUGUUCUGCGGCACUCGUAGCACUUCACGAGGCCUGCCGAGCGAUCCAACAUGGAGACUGCGAUGCAGCACUCGUAGGAGGAGCCAAUCUCAUACUUGCGCCUGGCAUGACGACUGCUAUGACGGAGCAAGGCGUUCUGGCGAAGGAUGGCUCAUGCAAGACAUUCAGCGCGGAUGCAAACGGUUACGGUCGCGGCGAGGCCAUUAAUGCUGUCUUUAUCAAGCCCGUACGUACGGCUCGACGAGAUGGAAAUCCAAUCCGGGCGGUUAUUCGAGCCACUGCCACGAACAACGAUGGUCAUACCCCAGGUAUCUCGUACCCAAGUGGAACAGCACAGGAGGCUAUGAUGAGGCAUGCUUAUGCCACUGCAAACCUGGACCCCACCGAGACCACUUUCGUGGAGUGCCAUGGCACUGGAACACCCGUCGGAGAUCCCAUCGAGAGCAACGCUGUCGGACGUGUUUUCAGCGCUCAAGGAUCGUCCGAUCGUACAAGGUACAUCGGCUCGGUCAAGCCAAACAUGGGUCACUCGGAAGGUGCAUCGGGUCUCACAUCUCUGGUCAAGGUUGUGAUGUCACUGGAGAAGCGGACCAUUGCCCCCAAUAUCAAGUUUCGCACACCAAACCCUGAAAUCAAGUUUGACGAAUACCGCAUGACGGUCCCGACUGAGCCUACUCCGUGGCCGCAAAACCGAGCUGAACGAGCGAGCAUCAAUUCCUUCGGCAUUGGUGGCUCGAAUGCUCACGUUAUUUUGGACUCUGCUGCAAGUCUGGGGCUAACGACCAUGGCGGCAGCUCAUUCCAAACCACUUUUUUUUGAGCGCACAUUGGACGUUCCGCGACUCCUGCUUCUCUCAGGAGCUACCAUCAGCUCUGUGACCCGACUUGGAGACUUGUAUGCUCACCACGUGCAACAUCGGUCAGAUUGCCAUGUUGAUGUAUCACACACAUUGGCCAAUCAUCGGGAGCACCUUCCAUAUCGCUCAUACGCUGUGGCUCGCUCGCAGGACACUCUCUCGUUUUGCCCACCAGUCAAGACUCCGCAGAUAUCCAGCAACCUGGUCAUGAUUUUUACUGGGCAGGGCAGUCAGUGGCCGGGCAUGGGAUCACAUUUGCUGUGCACUCAGCCAGCUUUCCGCGCAGCAAUUUCACGCCUCGAUCAACAACUUCAACGGCUUCCACAGCCUCCUGAAUGGAGCAUCGCAAUAGAGCUGUGCAAAGAGUCGGGCAGAAGCCGUGUCUAUGCUGCCGAAUUCGCCCAGCCUCUGACAACCGCGGUCCAGAUCGCUCUCGUGGACUUGUUCGCUUCCUUUGGCGUGAGACCCUCUGCGGUAGUAGGACAUUCAAGUGGCGAAAUCGCGGCUGCAUAUGCGGCCGGAGCACUCACAUCAUACGAAGCGAUGGCUGCGUCCUUGCAUCGGGGCCUGAUCACUCGCAAAGCCAAGCGUGCAGGAGCUAUGGCGGCGGUUGGUCUCAGCUGGAGUGAGACCGUUCCUUACCUCCGUCCAGGUGUCACAAUAGCUUGUGACAACUCACCCACGAGUGUGACAAUAUCGGGCGACGCCGAUGUGUUGGGCCAGGUUGUCGAGGCCGUACGAAGCAACAGGCCAGAAGUCUUGGCCCGUCCGCUCAAGGUCGACCAAGCAUAUCAUUCUCAGCACAUGGUCGACAUCGGAGACGACUAUUGUCGCAGCAUCGAAAACCUCGUUGAAGGGACACUACCAACUAGGGCACUGUUCUUUUCCAGCGUUAAUGGACGAAGUUGUGAACACGAUCUGAUCAUGGAUGCCAAGUACUGGCAGAUGAACCUUGAAUCACCCGUCCUUUUCCGGACUGCUUUGGAGAACCUCAUCAACAACCCAAUCAGUAGUAACGCAGUGUUCCUAGAGAUUGGCCCACACGCAGCCUUGGCUGGACCAAGUCGACAGAUUCUUGCGCAUGCUGGCAUUGCCGCGCCUUACGUGACCGCAAUGAACCGUGCCAGCGACAGUUCCGAAACGUUUCUGAGUGCUAUCGGCAAACUGUAUCAGCUGGGAAUUGCUAUCGAUUUCACUGGCUUGGUAGUAGGCGGUAAAUGUCUAUCGGGCCUUCCUCGUUAUCCCUGGGACCACAGCGCAUGCGGCGACUACUGGUACGAAUCGCGCCUGAGUAAAAACUGGCGGCUAAAGCCACAUCCUCACCAUGAUCUGUUGGGGUCGAGGACACUGGAGAGCUCGGAGUUGGAGCCCAGCUGGCGGAACAUUCUGCACCUUGACUCGUCUGCUGGCUGGGUUCGUGAUCACUGUGUCGGAGACGAUAUUGUAUUUCCGAUUGCCGGCUAUGUAGCCAUGGCUGCUGAGGCUGUCCGCCAGCUAGCCGGAGACGGUGAUGGUGUUAGCUUCCGCCAGGUUGCCGUACGUACUGCGUUAGUACUGUUCGAGGAACGGCCCGUCGAGCUUCUGACGACCCUCCGACAUCAUCGUUUGACGGAUGAUCUCGAUAGCGAAUGGUGGGAAUUCGUUAUCAGCUCUACGAAUGGAUCAGUGUGGACCAAACAUUGCUCAGGUCAAGUGAGAGGCCGGGCCCAAGAUGUUCAUACCAUGAUGGGUUCGACUACACAAGAACAUGCAAGGAUAGUCGAUUCCAGACGCUGGUACGACACUUUUGCUCGAGUCGGGCUUAAUUAUGGCCCACAUUUUCAGAGACUUGGUAACAUUCGCUCCGCAACAACCAGGAAUGAAGCAUCCGCCAAUUUGCCGAGCAGCACCGGACAGGAUCAGGGCAAAUAUUACAUGCAUCCGACAAUCUUGGAUGCUGCGCUGCAGAUGUCCAGCAUCGCCCACACUCGUGGCAUAUACAAAGAUGUGUUGCAGACUUGGCUGCCCAUUCGCAUCGAGGAUAUGAGCAUCAAACGUAGCGACAUUGCCCUUGACCUUGUUGCUACCUCAGCUUUAAUGUCAGGCGGGAAUUUGCGCGGUUGUAUCCAAGCCACAGCAAACGGAUCCGUUGUUCUUGAUAUCCAGGGCAUGGUUUUAUCGCCGCUGAAGGACACAGUGUCGAAGGCGCUCCCUGACACACACACUACUUCUCGUUUGGAAUGGCGGGAACACAUUGACUUUAUGCAAGUCACGAGUCUGAUCAAGCCAUCGGUAGACCGCUCUCAGUACACGCUUUCUUUGGACGAACUCUCGACACUCUGCGUGCUGCAUACGAAACAGGCCAUCGCUGACUGCAAGAGCGAUCCGACUUUGCCCCAUCUGGACAGGUUUCGCCAAUGGCUUGAUGCGUACAAUCCAGCCUUCCCAAAUACUCGGCAGUCUUCGGAUCGUCAAGGUCUCAUGCAGCGUAUACGAGUCUUGCAAGACGAGCUAGCGGAUACACCUGCGGCCGUAGCGGCCGCCGCAAUGGAGACAUUACGCAGCAGCAUCGAAGACAUCUUCACCGGCAGGACUGAUGCACUGGAGCUGUUGCAAUCGGAUGGCACAUUGGCUGAGCUCUACAACUUCAUCAGCCAGGUCAACCACUCCGACUUGCUGCGCCACCUGGGGCACACGAAGCCGACAAUGCGUAUCCUUGAGCUUGGAGCGGGUACAGAUAUGACCACAGCGACAAUCUUACAGGAUGUGAACCGUCCAGAAUGCCCUGUCUCAUACCAGAAGUACACCUUUACAGACGUGUCGAGCAGUCGGAUUUCGGCUGCGAAAGAAUCGUGUCCGGAUGUAGCCAAUCUGGAAUUUGCCACCCUAGACAUCAACCAAGAUCCGUUGAAGCAAGGCUUUGAGGAAGAGAGCUAUGAUCUGGUUAUCGCAACCAAUGCUUUGCAUACGACCGACAAUCUGACUACGACCCUGGGCCACGUUCGCAAGCUGCUUCGCCCUGAUGGUAGAUUAGUCUUGCACGAAAUUUGCUCUACCUCAAAGUGGUUGAACUAUAUAUUUGGCUUGAUGCCCAGUUGGUGGAAUGGUGAGGCUGACGGGCGGGUCACAGAGCCUUAUAUUACACCAGAACUAUGGAGAGCACUGCUGAGCGACGCAGGCUUUUCCAGCAUCGAAGGCCCUGUAUAUGAUACGAACCCACCGUUUCAGCUCAGCGCAACGAUUGUGGCCAGGCCUCAAGCAGAACACCCAGGGCAAAGCGCUGAACGAGCCAUGACCCUAAUCGUGCACGACGUGGAGAUGGCGCCAACUGAACUCAUCCAUGCUUUGAGCUCCAAGGGAUACAAAGUGGAUGUUUGCGAUAUCCGUCAACGCCAACCAGCACCCAAUAUCGACCAGCUGGCCAUUCUGGACGAGUCUGGGCCAUAUUUCGACCAUCUCUCCGACGCACGGCUGAAGCGAUUUCAGAACCUCAUUGCUACAAUCGGACAAGCAGGUUGUAUGUGGAUGACAAAGCCAUCUCAGUUGCGUUGCAUCGAUCCACGCUACGCACAGAUUCUCGGUGCUGCGAGAUCUGUUCGGUCGGAGCUGGCUGUCGAUCUCGCAGUGUGCGAAUGUGAUCGCGAAGAUAACGACUCAUGGGAUACGGUUGUUGAUGUCUUCACGCACUUUCUGCAGAAUCGCAAGAAAAGUCUGGUGGAAAGCGAUCUCGGUCCGGACUAUGAGUAUGCCAUCCGAAAGAACAAGGUUUAUGUCGGGCGAUAUCAUCCCUUUGAUUUGCAGGCCGAGCUGAAGCCUCUGUGUGUCGAAGCCGGCGAAAAACAAACAACUCUGGAAGUGGAUAAGCUCGGACUGACACCCGGUACAAAAUGGUUCCAGCGUCCGAUUGCAGCGCUAGCGGACGACGAUGUGGAAGUCGAGGUCUACAGUACUGGGCUGAACUUCAGAGAUAUCCUGGGCACUGUAGGUGUCGUCAAUGUCGGUGAAGAUGGCCUCGGGCUUGAGGCUGCUGGAGUGGUGCGGCGUACUGGUCGGGAUGUUAUGGAUCUCGCAGUUGGGGAUCGCGUCCUCUUGCUAGGUGGUCCUGCAUUCUCUACUCAUGUCGUGACUUCACACCAGCUUUGCCAAAGAAUUCCUGCAGGGCUCAGCUUCGACGAGGCAGCCACCAUGCCAUGUGUCUAUGGCACCGCCAUUUACUCUGUGUUCGACACAGGAAGAUUGACGAAAGGCCAGUCUAUCCUGAUCCACAGCGCCUGCGGGGGUGUUGGUUUGGCAGCAAUCCAGCUAGCACAGAUGGUCGGCGCUGAAAUCUUCGCAACGGUAGGAAACGAUGAGAAGGUGCUUUACCUCAUGAAAACCUUCAACAUCCCUCGAGAUCACAUCUUCAACUCCCGCGAUACCUCGUUCGUCCGCGAUCUCAAACUGGCAACCAAGGGGCGUGGUGUCGACCUGGUUCUCAAUUCCCUCUCUGGAGAACUGUUGCAUGCAAGCUGGCAGUGCGUGGCCGAAUUCGGAAAAAUGGUCGAAAUCGGGAAAAAAGACAUUCUUGGAAGCGGCAAACUCGACAUGUCUCCGUUCCUCGCCAACCGAAGCUUUUGCUGCGUAGAUCUCGACGAGCUCUGCAAGAAGCAGAAAUCGGUGGUCAGUCGUCUACUGCACGACAUGAUCCAACACUAUGGACAAAAAUACAUCAAUCCCAUUCAGCCGAUGAAGACCUUUCCAGCGAGCAAUGUCGAGGACGCUUUCCGCUACAUGCAGAAAGGGCAGCACCUUGGAAAGAUUAUCGUCCAGAUGCGUGAUCACAAUGGCGAGCUACGCCUCAGCAAUGAUCACGAUCCCAAGGCUGGGACUGACACACUGCGGUUCGACCCACAGGCUGCGUACCUCUUGAUCGGAGGGCUGGGGGGCUUGGGUCGUGCGGUCGCAUCAUGGAUGGUCGAGCACGGCGCACGGCACCUCAUCUUCAUGUCGCGUUCUGCCGGUCAAGCCCAGAGCGACAAGGACUUCAUUGCUGAGCUGGAAAGCAUUCCUGGCUGUGCAGCGCAGGUGGUCAGAGGAAGCGUCGCCGACUAUGAUGCUGUCCAGCAAGCGAUGGAGCAAGCCACAUUACCCAUCAAGGGGAUCUUACAAAUGUCCAUGGUCCUGAGAGACCAGAACUUCGCCAGGAUGUCACACGACGAAUGGCUCGCGGCCGUGGACCCCAAGCUCACUGGUACAUGGAAUCUCCACCACGCCGCCGGAGCCACGGGACAGAAGCUAGACUUUUUCGUCCUCUUCAGCUCCGUGUCCGCGACAAUCGGACAACCCGGCCAAGCCAACUACAACGCCGCAAACGCAUUCAUGACCGCAUUCGCACAAUAUCGCAGAAAAUUCGGACUCCCCGCCUCGGUGAUCGACGUCGGCGCCAUGGAAGAGGUCGGCCACAUCGCAAACGACACGACACUUCUUCGCAAAGUCAAAGCCAGCGCGGCAUACGCACUACGCGAACGCGAACUUCUCGAAGCUCUGCAUCUCGCAAUCCUCAUCGGCAAUUCUCCUUGCGCCCACGACAACGACGAAGGCUUCGUCCCCACAGAGCAUUUCGUGCUGGGAAUGUGUUCUCUCGUCCCCAUCAGUUCCCCGGAGAGCAGAGCCCUAUGGAAAACCGACCGGCGUAUGGGCGUGUUUCACAACACCCGCCACACGCAAGGAACCCCCCAAACCUCCUCCUCCUCCUCCUCCGACAGCGCACUCCUGUCCUUCUUACUCGCCGCUCAAUCCCAGCCCGAGCUCCUGCAAACUCCCAGCGCGCGGACUUUCGUGGCCACGGAGAUCGGAAAGAAACUUUUCGAAAUGCUGCUCCGGCCUGCCGAGGAUCUCGAAAUUUCACGGUCGUUGACGGAUCUGGGGAUGGAUUCUUUCGUCGCGAUUGAGGUGAGGGCUUGGUGGAAACAGGUCUUUCGGACGGAGGUGAGUGUUUUGGAGAUUUUGGGACAGGGGAGUAUGGAGGAACUUGGGGGGUUGGCGAUUGAGAAGUUUAUGAGGAGGGCUUGAUGAGUACGUGGGUAGGUAUGUUUGCGGUUUUUUUUUUUUUUUGGUUUUAGGAGGGGAUUUGGAUUUUAGUUUUGGUGAAAGAGUGUUCGUUAUAUAUAUAUAUAUAUAUGUGAAAUUUAUAAUAUGGUACUUCCG
Messenger RNA from Pseudocercospora fijiensis CIRAD86, 7542 nucleotides. RefSeq lists its product as uncharacterized. The coding region runs from base 28 to 7407 and encodes 2459 amino acids. Gene Ontology annotation, molecular function: oxidoreductase activity; fatty acid synthase activity; phosphopantetheine binding. The transcript has 4 exons. Gene Ontology annotation, biological process: fatty acid biosynthetic process; secondary metabolite biosynthetic process. The record is from RefSeq and is a predicted model, not a curated record. NCBI's taxonomy places the organism in Eukaryota, Fungi, Ascomycota, Dothideomycetes, Mycosphaerellales, Mycosphaerellaceae.